This is a messenger RNA of Galdieria sulphuraria, 645 nucleotides long. RefSeq lists its product as uncharacterized. Lineage: Eukaryota; Rhodophyta; Bangiophyceae; Galdieriales; Galdieriaceae. Bases 42 to 611 code for a protein of 189 amino acids. Gene Ontology annotation, biological process: negative regulation of translation; negative regulation of ribosome biogenesis. Gene Ontology annotation, cellular component: mitochondrion. The transcript has a single exon. Gene Ontology annotation, molecular function: ribosomal large subunit binding. The record is from RefSeq and is a predicted model, not a curated record.
CAUAUUCUACAACAGAUCAUCAAAGGCGAUGAUGGUUUGGUAUGAAAGGGGGGAUAUUGUGGUGGUUUGGUAGUUGUCAGUUUACAACCAAGUUUCAACAUAUUUCACGAUAUUUAUAUGGUCAGUCCAAUAAAGACCGCUUAAGGAAGUUUCUGGAUGAAAUUGAAAACCACGAUAACGUCAAGUUAAUCCACAACGAAGGAAAGAAGGAUGUACCAACUAUCCCAACCGAGAUGAAAAGAACACAGUCUUUCGUUCGUCACAAGUUGGAACAGUUAGAAGUCCAACAACUGAUUGAGUUUCUUCAUGGUAUGAAUGCAGUGAAUCCUUGUGUUCUUGAUGUGAGAGGAAAGAGUAGUUUUGCUGAUUAUCUGAUCAUCUCGAGUGGUAGAAACAGUUCCCAUAUUUCUUUUAUGACUCGUAAGUUGGCAAAGGAAAUAGCAGCUAUAUCACCUGGUCAUCGGAGACCUUUGGUUUAUGGCAGAGAACGGUCAGAUUGGAUUGCUGUAGAUAUUGACCGUAUUGUGGUGCAUUGUAUGUUACAAGAAACCAGGGAAUGGUAUCAGAUUGAACAACUUUGGUUGGAUGAGACAAAUGAGGAUAGCCAAUGAUACUGUUUUUGGAUACUUUAUCUUAUUGAAAACA